AUGGCGUCUAAAACGGUGGUUACCCUCGCUAUUGCUGUUGACGAAAUGGCUCGGUUUGCUUUGAAGAAGCUUUUGUUCUGCGACGAUACAACAAAAACCGUUGAAAUAACUGAUGCCCGGGCACUUGCAUUACUCGGCCCGACGAUUGGGGUUCCUCUCCAUGGCCUGGCACGUCUCAACGUGGAACUUACUGCGUCUCAUGCGGCACACUGCGGCUACAUUGAUCCAGCCAACGAACUCCAAUAUAGUUUCUAUCCGUCGCAGCCGAUUUAUGCGUUAGCUGCAAACGAUUAUCUAUAUCAGAACGAGGACAAGCUCGUAUUAUGUAUUGAGGCUCUGGCUCGUGUUUUCUCGCGAGGCUGCGUCGAUACAGGGGAGGCUGGCGAAUACGCCAGUAGAAUAAUUCUACUGUGCGCGAUGAACAAAACUGUUCACGAUUUGAAGACUCUCGACAAAGCUCGUGCCGGUACGGACAACAAAGCUCCGGAUGGUAUGGACAUUGAUUCACCGCCUGACGAUAUGAAGACUCUCGACAAAGCUCCGAAGACUUCCAACAAAGCCCCGAACAUUCCCGACUCGCGGCCCGUGGAACUAAAAGAGUUUCCUGGCGCGAUUCCCGUGGCGAAGUUUCUGGAAACCCUUACCGGAAUUUCAGCAAAUACGCUGCCUCUGGGUUCAAUUGCUAGUAAGCAGAAGAAAAGACUGUUGGAAGAGGGGAUGAUGCAUUGGAAUCACUUCAUCCAACGCAAGAAGACGCCGACGACUGAAUCAUUGAUGGAAGGUCUGCACCGAGGGGUGGCUAUGCAAUGUCAGCAUAGCCAAAAGGCAUUUGAUCAAGUCUUGACAAUCUACUUGAAGGAACGAUCCCGAGAUUUUCUGGAACCGAAAAAUAUCUCAUUCUGUGGUGUCCAGGUCAAGAACAUCCAACACGACACAGCCGCCCAGAAAUACCAGUCGUUGAUGACCCCUGAAAACGCAGGCAUUGACAUACCCGAUGUCAACCCUUAUCUUGCGCUGUUCUUCGACUUGAAUUACUCACCGCAAACUGUGAAACAAGCCCAAGCGGGUGACCCUGAAGAUCGCGUGAACACCUACCAACUACCUGCUCAAGGAAAACCAGAUGUUCGCCAGGCUUCCCUGGUGUUCUAUGGUCUUGAUGCUUUUAAUUUCCUCAGUCCCGAAUUGAAGCAAGCUUUGAAUAAAUUGAUCAAUACCAAGGUGGAUCUACUAUCGCGCCAUCCGGACGACCUUGGCCAGAAGUAUGCUAAACAAUUCUUGCUGCGCUCUGAUUGGAGUUAA
Molecule: messenger RNA, 1299 nt
Organism: Puccinia triticina
Lineage: Eukaryota; Fungi; Basidiomycota; Pucciniomycetes; Pucciniales; Pucciniaceae
Exons: 1
Coding region: 1-1299 (432 amino acids)
Source: RefSeq, a predicted model, not a curated record